AUGGGAAGCAUGGGGUUGGACGAAUCGGGGAUUGACUUGGAUGGGACGUGGUGGAUUCGGAAGUGGGUCGAGCCUCGACGACGUCUUCAGCUGAGGCAGUGGAGCCUCCUCCUGCGCGACGACCGGCGCCGCUGUCCGCUCGAGGGGCUGAACGCUAGCGUCGAGAGUGUAGGGAAGCUCUGCCUGCAGACGAGGACUGACCACGUGCUGUCGAGGAAGCUGAAGCCAGUCCCGCACUACUCGGAGCGUCUAUUGAAUUCGGUCGCGAGUGGACGAGCAGCUGGCAUUCCAGCUGGACGCUGUAUCAGGCGUCGCCUCGUCGCUGCGUUGUCGUACCACCAACUUCACGUCCACGAUAGCCGCUGCCAGGACACCGUGUCUCAAAGCCACGCAAUUGACCGGUCGUGGCAACCAGGUGCUGCCCCUCCCCCCUCCUCUGUCUGUCAUCGUGCUCGAGCAGCUUUUUUCCUGCGUUCAAGUGCCUUGAUCGAGUGUCAGCGAUGCGAAGCGACGUCAGAUAUCGAGGCAAAGCGGUUUCUGGAGAGCUACCACCACCUGCUUUCCAGCCAACCAGCCAGCCAACUCGUGAGCUUGCAACCCACACGUGCUCUAUCUGCGAGCGCGACUCGGACGGGUUGA
Molecule: messenger RNA, 639 nt
Organism: Peronospora matthiolae
Lineage: Eukaryota; Oomycota; Peronosporomycetes; Peronosporales; Peronosporaceae
Source: the annotation of a GenBank genome assembly